Messenger RNA from Cercospora beticola, 1632 nucleotides. RefSeq lists its product as uncharacterized. Lineage: Eukaryota; Fungi; Ascomycota; Dothideomycetes; Mycosphaerellales; Mycosphaerellaceae. Gene Ontology annotation, cellular component: cytosol. Gene Ontology annotation, biological process: translational initiation. Gene Ontology annotation, molecular function: protein-folding chaperone binding. The record is from RefSeq and is a predicted model, not a curated record.
UUGUGGUUGAAGUGCUACAGAUGCCUGAGGACAUAGAAGCUACUGGCAGCUUCCAUCUCUCGACGCAUGUGACGAGGUGUGGGUGGGACCUGCCAUGCUUUCGCUUUCAUGAAUGCGUUGCAGUUGCCAGCCACUCUCUCCACAACCUUCGUGCAACGAACGAGCAUUGAAUUACCUUUUCACUUCUACACAACGACCCAAUCACAUCGCAACCUUCAUUGCCAUUGGCGUCUACAACACACAGGCUUUCGCCUUGUUUACUUCGAUCGAUCAGCCUCACUUCUUGACACUGCGAUUCCGAACAUACGACACCCGCAAACAUGCCAGCCGAUACGAAGCUGUACGAUCGACUAGGAGUGUCUUCUAGCGCUACAGCUGAGGAGAUCAAGAAGGCAUACCGGAAGCAAGCAUUGAAGAACCAUCCCGACAAGAACCCAGCAGGUGCGGAGAAGUUCAAAGAGGCCUCGGAAGCAUAUGAGAUCUUGUCGGAUCCUGAAAAGAGACGAAACUACGACAACUAUGGCUACGACUUCAUAACAGGCCAAGGGCCGCCUCCACAAGAGGCAGGUGGUGAGAACCCAUUUGCUGGCGGUGGAGGGUUCGGCGGAAUGCCUGGAGGAUUUGGAGGCAUGGGAGGAGGGCCUGGUGGUGCGCGAACAUUCCAUUUCAGCACAGGUGGAGGCAGAGGAGGAGGAUUCGGUGGCUUCAGCGAUCCCAAGGACAUAUUCGCGGAAUUCAUGCGAGGAGGCGGCGGCUCGAUGGGUGGAGGAGAUGAUGAUGACUUCUUCUCAGGCUUCGGCGGAAGUCCGUUCGGCAGUGCAAGACCCUCCGGUGGACGCAACGGUAGCUCACAAUUCAGGCGGCGAGAGCCCGAGCCUGAGACGACAGUCGUGGAGAAGCCGUUGCCCGUGUCAUUGGAAGAGAUGUACAAUGGUGCACAGAAGAAGCUCAAAGUACAGCGGAAGACCUACGACGCGCAGACCGGCAAGCAGAACACAGAGGACAAGAUUCUCAGUGUGCCCAUCAAGCGUGGUCUCAAAGCAGGGAGUAAGAUCAAGUAUCCCGACAUGGGCGACCAAGUCGAAGGCGGAACGCAAGACCUUCACUUCAUCAUCAAAGAAAAGGCGCAUCCGCUUUUCACACGUGAUGGCGAUGACAUUAAGCACACUGUUGAAAUCAGCUUGAAAGAGGCUCUCACAGGCUGGAACCGCAAAGUUCAAACGAUUGAUGGAAAGCAAUUAUCUGUGUCGAGUGCCGGACCUACAAACCCGGAUUGGACAGAACGCUUCCCUGGCCAGGGUAUGCCUAAGAGCAAGACACCUACAGUGCGAGGUGACUUUAUUGUUGGUGUGAAGAUCAAGUUCCCGACAAGUCUUACACCACAACAAAAGCAGCAACUCAAAGAGGUUCUACCAUAAACGAGAACAAGAAUUACAGCGGUUGAUAUGAUUUUGGUAUGAGUGAUUUCCAGCAUGGCGUGGCGUUGGUAGGAGGAUUUUCCCCAGAGCUGCCCCCGUUGCAGCGGGCGGCCAAUUGUUGGCGUUCCAGCGCGGUUGUGCAGAUACGAUGCAAUGCAGUAUUAGCAUAGAUGAUAAUGAAUAAGAAGCAUGACAAGCAACUUGAAAUGCCCAA